This is a messenger RNA of Protomyces lactucae-debilis, 1380 nucleotides long. Its product is annotated as sister chromatid cohesion protein Dcc1. Bases 35 to 1033 code for a protein of 332 amino acids. NCBI's taxonomy places the organism in Eukaryota, Fungi, Ascomycota, Taphrinomycetes, Taphrinales, Protomycetaceae. The transcript has a single exon. Gene Ontology annotation, biological process: mitotic sister chromatid cohesion; maintenance of mitotic sister chromatid cohesion. Gene Ontology annotation, cellular component: chromosome, centromeric region; chromatin; Ctf18 RFC-like complex. The record is from RefSeq and is a predicted model, not a curated record.
ACGACACCCACAUCAUCAUGCCCGGUCGUGUGAGAUGACUGCACAAAUCUUGUUCUCUGAGGAUAAGCAGCAGUAUCUUUUGCUGCAGCUAGAUGACGCUCUGCUAGGCCAGCCGCUUGUCAUUAAAUCCGCUUCCAGCUCGAGCUCUGUUUUGUGCACGCCGACCCAGACAUUUACGCUCAAGGACGUCCAACAGUCCAAUUCGCUUCUCUUUCUUGCGGACUCAAGCAGUAAUGACCUCGUCGUGCAAGGCGAAGGCAGUAGCUGGCUGGAAACAACCAGAGUCACGCCUUCCAUCAAGCUGAAUCUGGAUAUUCACAACCCAGACGAUGGUCUUGUUGGCAAAGGUUUUCCGGCCGAUGUGCUAUUUAGUCGGAUCGCAGCAUCUGAUGCGGAAAUUGAAGCCGCCCUGUCUCAAGAACUGGCGAUUGACCUUGCCGUCUGUGGUGGCUUCGUUGAGCUCCAUGUGGACUAUGUCUUGAGACUGCUUGGGUCUCUCAUCAACAUGAUCCAAGCUGCCGACAUGCAGUUGACUUCGGUAGAUGAAGAGACAUUUAAGGCAGCCGCAAAAGACGAAGAGGACGCAGAAACUCUCGUCUUUCUUCUUCAUCGGUUUUCAAACGGUGCACCCCUUUGUCUUGAUGGCGACGACAUCUGCCGAUACACUGGAGAAGCGGCACUCAAGCAAGUUGCGCGUCAUCCUUGUUCACUCGCAACAUUCAAAGCUGCAUGGCAAGAGAUGACGCCGGUACAAUAUCGUGGGCAAGCUGUAGCUCUCUCCCUGUUGGAAGGGUCCUAUGUACAACCGGCAAGCAAUCUCAUUCAAUACUUUGCUGCUUCAUCACUCAGCAGAAAUCCCAAAGCACGCCUCACACAGCUCUUUGACGUCAAGGAACGCUGGCGUGAAGAGGAGAUUUCCACAUUUCUGUCUAGCUUGGUGGAUGGCGAUGCCAAGGCCAUCAACUCUCUCAUCAUGAAGUUUGCACGCAAAGUCAAGAUUGGCAAAGAGUCUUUUGUAGAAGCGCGUAGGUAAUGCUAUGUCGCUGCAGUUUUUUGUCGUGUCGUUUCUUGCUUCAUCCACCGCUACCGGCGCAGAUCGCUAAGCUCUACCGCCUCGUAUCGGUCACCGGGCUGUGAUUGCUAUAAGUGAAUGCGACCUUGCCGCUUUGACAAGAAUACUUGUGACCCGCAAAAGAGAAAGAAGACAACAUAGACAAUGACAGUCGCUAUGCAGGUAGAUGCAGCAUCCUGACCACUCACAUCUUCUGGAAGACCGUCGACGAGGGCAGCGGCACCAUAGCUAGCGUUAGCGACGUGUUGGCGUUUACGAGGUCGUACUUGAAGAGUGCUGCGAUGACGGACAGCAUGAUGAUGGCGAAA